Molecule: messenger RNA, 1293 nt
Organism: Magnolia sinica
Lineage: Eukaryota; Viridiplantae; Streptophyta; Magnoliopsida; Magnoliales; Magnoliaceae
Exons: 1
Coding region: 1-1293 (430 amino acids)
Source: RefSeq, a predicted model, not a curated record
AUGCAAGGCAUUAGGGACAAACCGUUCCUAGCAUUCCUGGACAAAAAUCCGCCUCUGACUCUGGCUGAAUUCAUGGCCCAGCCAGAUAAGUAUACGGAUGCCGAGGAAACCCGGAUCAUACGCGAAUCGGGCCAGAACGCAAAAAUCUCGACCAAAGAGUCAGCGAAAAAAGAAGUUGACUCAGCCGGAGGAAAGAAGCGUAAGGAAGAUUGGGCACGUGAUGAGCGUAGGUCGGGUGAGCGACUCGAUUACAAAUUUUCAACUUACACUCCACUCAACAAACCGCAGGAGCAGGUGUUGUUGGAAAUUAAAGGUGAAAGAUUCGUCUAUUGGCAAAAUAAACUCCGAGGCAAUCCUAACCAACAGAGUAAGGACAAAUAUUGUCAUUACCAUCGCGAUCAUGGCCACAAUACAAGUGAUUGUUAUCACUUAAAAGAAGAAAUCGAGAGGCUCAUCCGAGAAGGCCGACUCAGAGAGCAUGUCGAGAGGACCGAGACAACGGACGAACGUCAAGGUGAUAACCGACCCAUGGAGGAAAUCCGAACAAUUGUAGGUAGUCCCCGAGGUGGGGACGACUCAAACAAUGCUCAGAAAAAUCAUGCCAGGAACAUUAGUCGACCCGAAUCCGAAAUCCUAAUCCUGUCUCGGCCCCCGAAGGAGAAGAAAAUGGAGAGAUAUUGCAUAUCCUUCAUCGAUGAAGACACUCGAUGCAUCUAUCAUCCGCAUGAUGAUGCAUUGGUCAUUACGCUGACUAUAGCAAACCGAAAGGUAUUCCGCAUUCUCGUUGAUACAGGGUCAUCUGCAAAUGUAUUGUUCACUCAAGCAUUCGACAAAAUGGGAAUCGAACAAUCAGCUUUGCGGGCGGUUCACACCCCAUUGAUCGGCUUCUUGGGAGGACGAACACUCCAUGAAAGAGUCAUUUCGUUGCCUCUCACUACGGGGAACCCUCCCCAUCAAGCAACAGUAAUGGUCGACUUUCUGAUAGUCAAUCAACCAUCAGUUUACAAUGCGAUACUCGGCCAACCCUCUGUGUCUUCUCCAAGCUGUGGUGUCGACUUACCACAUUUCCAUGAAAUUUCGACCGAGUCGGGAGUAGGCGACCAACAGGACGCAAGACGCUGCUAUGCCACGGCCGUAAAAGCUCCAACCGAGGUAUCCAUGAUUAAAUCAUUGGAUCCUCGUACCGAGAACCACAAGCGAGGACAACCGGUAGAGGACCUUAUCCUGGUGCCUUUGGUUGAGACAGACGAGUCCAAAACAGUACAGAUGGCUCGUCUUUGCAGUCUCCCCUGA